Messenger RNA from Necator americanus (New World hookworm), 444 nucleotides. RefSeq lists its product as uncharacterized. The transcript has a single exon. NCBI's taxonomy places the organism in Eukaryota, Metazoa, Nematoda, Chromadorea, Rhabditida, Ancylostomatidae. The record is from RefSeq and is a predicted model, not a curated record. The coding region runs from base 1 to 444 and encodes 147 amino acids.
AUGGUGAUGAGAAGAAAACAGGUGGAUGCGCAAUACCUGCGAGGAACGAUUACAAAAAACCUAGUAGAGGGGUUUGGCUCAACGUCGUCUAGAUGUGUCUUUGUACGACUGCGGAAUCGAGGGGGGCCAGUAGCAGGAUCCUUCCUGUUCAACUUCGCCAUCGACGAAAUCAUGCGAAGAACAGUCGGUCAACAUCCUGCCGACAUCGUCUUAGCACGAUCAAGGUGCCUCUUGACUGAUCUCGAGUUCGCCGACGAUGUCGUUAUAUUCGCAGAAAGCAGUACGAAACUUCAACAUGUUGUCUUGUAUCGAAGCUGGCUGCAGCCUAUGGACUACGCCUACGCCCUGAUAAAUGCAAGCAGAUGUGGAUCUCUUCGAGACCACGAACGGGAAUCAGGGUGGACGGACAACCAAUCGAACUCGUCGAUGAUUUCUGCUGCCUAG